Coffea arabica (coffee) is the source of this 457-nucleotide messenger RNA. The record is from RefSeq and is a predicted model, not a curated record. Lineage: Eukaryota; Viridiplantae; Streptophyta; Magnoliopsida; Gentianales; Rubiaceae.
CUUAGAUCUCUAUUGCUGCAUAUCUUCUUCUUGACAUUCUUAUUUCUGUGGAACUAUGAAGACUUCUAUAACCAUUAAUUCUUUCCUCUUGCCUGUCGUCUCAACAGUGAUCAUGACUCUAUCAAGGGGUUUCCAAGUUAGACUAAAAGUUUCAGUCUCAGCUAUCCUCAUAUCCUCCCUCAUAUGCCUACCUUCCCGGUCAGGCUCACUGGCAGUGGGAAUGAUGCCCUCAAACACCAAUAGUGAUCAGAAUGCACUCCAGGGAAGGAAAAUGGUGCUAGGAUCAAGGCCACCAGGUUGUGUGAACAAAUGCAUGAGUUGUCAACCUUGUAAGGCUACUUUAGUUAUUCCACCCCACCAAGAUGAGGGUUCAAGGAAACUAGCUCAUAGAGAAGAUGAUAGCUAUUAUCUUCUUUCAUGGAAAUGCAGAUGUGGAGAUAAGCUCUUUCAACCUUGA